Molecule: messenger RNA, 2918 nt
Organism: Cyprinus carpio (common carp)
Lineage: Eukaryota; Metazoa; Chordata; Actinopteri; Cypriniformes; Cyprinidae
Gene: btbd3b
Product: BTB (POZ) domain containing 3b
Biological process (GO): cerebral cortex development; neurogenesis; dendrite morphogenesis
Cellular component (GO): cytosol
Molecular function (GO): protein binding
Source: RefSeq, a predicted model, not a curated record
UCCGCUCCAUCCAUCCAUUCAGCCCCCACAGUCAGCAAAACACACGUCAGAGCGCAGGUCCACGGCAAACGAAUCCUGCAGAGCUCUGUGUAUGUGUUGAUGUGUGUGUGUCAGGAGGAGAGAGAAAGAGAGACAGCGUGGACUAGCUGCUUCUGAACCACUGCAGGAGCUUUAAAUCUGGGACUGUCACAGAUACUGAAGGAGAGAGAGAAGACAUUCAAAGAAGGACAUUUAUCUAGCACCACAGUUAUGGAGACUCAUCUCUGCUGUCCACCAACGGAUCAAACUAGAAGCAAAGGACAGAAAAGUCAGCUAGCGUAUUGGCUUUAAUCUUCUGGUGGAAGAAGGAGAUUAUAUUCCCUGACAGUUUGCUCUCAGAAGGUGAACACACUCAUGGUGGAUGCCAAGGGAAGGAACAUGAAAUGUCUGACGUUCUUGUUGAUGCUUCCAGAGUCAGUUAAGAGCAAGUCCAGUAAAGGCUCCAAAAAGGGGAGUCCCAGCAGCUCGUCCAAGCUGCCCCCUGUGUGCUAUGAGAUCAUCACCUUGAAAACUAAGAAGAAGAAGAAGAUGGCAGCGGAGAUCUUCCCCACUAAGAAGCCGGCAUCGGCCACCACAGUGCAGCAGUACCAGCAGCAGAACUUGAACAACAACAACACCAUUCAAUGCUGCAACUGGCAGGGUCUGUACUCCACGAUCAGGGAGAGAAAUGCUGUGAUGUUCAAUAAUGAACUGAUGGCUGACAUUCACUUUAUUGUUGGUCAGUCCGGAGAAACUCAGAGGCUCCCGGGGCACAAGUAUGUCCUUGCUGUGGGUAGCUCGGUUUUCCAUGCCAUGUUUUAUGGAGAGUUGGCAGAGGACAAGGAUGAGAUCCGUAUCCCUGAUGUAGAACCUCCAGCCUUUCUGGCUAUGCUGAAGUACAUUUACUGUGAUGAAAUUGACUUGAGUGCCGACACAGUUCUGGCGACAUUAUACGCAGCCAAAAAGUACAUAGUCCCACACCUGGCUCGGGCUUGUGUCAACUUCUUGGAAACUAGUUUGAGUGCAAAGAAUGCGUGUAUUCUUCUAUCUCAGAGCUGUCUGUUUGAAGAGCCAGACCUAACGCAACGCUGCUGGGAAGUCAUUGAUGCUCAGGCUGAGCUGGCACUUAAAUCCGAGGGCUUUUGUGACAUUGACGCUCAGACCUUGGAGAGCAUUCUCAGCCGGGAGACUCUGAACGCUAAGGAGAUUGUAGUGUUUGAAGCAGCACUAAGCUGGGCGGAGGCCGAAUGUCAGCGGAGGGAGAUGAACACAACAAUCGACAACAAACGCAAGGUAUUGGGCCAAGCCGUCUACCUGAUCCGUAUACCAACCAUGGGUCUUGAUGAUUUCGCAAACGGUGCUGCGCAAUCAGGAGUGUUAACGCUAAACGAGACCAAUGACAUUUUCUUAUGGUACACGGCAGCUAAGAAACCCGAGCUGCAGUUUGCUUGCCAGCCUCGUAAGGGAUUGACGCCACAGAAGUGCCAUCGCUUCCAGUCAUGCGCCUACCGCAGCAACCAGUGGCGUUAUCGCGGACGUUGUGACAGCAUUCAGUUUGCUGUAGAUAAGCGAGUGUUUAUCGCGGGUUUCGGGCUUUACGGUUCAAGCUGUGGAUCUGCUGAGUACACCGCCAAGAUCGAGCUGAAACGGCAAGGAGUCGUUCUGGGAAUCAAUCUUAGCAAGUACUUUUCAGAUGGAUCCAGCAACACCUUCCCAGUUUGGUUUGAGUAUCCGGUUCAGAUUGAGCCUGACACUUUCUAUACGGCCAGUGUGGUUCUGGACGGAAAUGAACUGAGUUAUUUUGGACAAGAGGGUAUGACGGAAGUUCAGUGUGGGAAGGUGACCUUCCAGUUUCAGUGCUCUUCGGACAGUACCAACGGCACAGGAGUGCAAGGAGGCCAAAUUCCAGAGCUCAUUUUCUAUGCCUAAGUUUCUCUUGGGAAAACAAAAAACUGCCCACCUUACCAGUGUGAAAUAGCUUUACAUUACAUACAAUAUUUGUUUUUGUAUUACAUGGUAGAGUUCAACUUCUCCAAUGCUGCAAAGCUCGAGCAAUCCGAGACAUAACAAGCAUUACAAGGGCCUUGUUUUGAGCUCUUAGUAAUUUUCCGGCAGGUGUCAAAGCGUGAACAGUAUUUCCUCCUUGUCUUAAAAGUGAAUUAAAUAUUUUAUUUUGUGCUCUGCAUAAAGCUGCACCUGUUUACAAAGGAAAAUCUCAUUUCAAUGGGAUGUAAGUUGUUGUCUAAGCUCCUAGUUGGGUGCCACAGUCUGGCUGUUGCUCUUUAUCUGAAUUGAUUUAAAAUAGUUUUGAUUCAUUUAAUUUGAGAGGGGACAUUGCGCAUUGUACAGUAUAUAUUUAAAUGUGUAAACUAAAUUAUAAAUAUAAAUACAUAUAUAUAUAAAUAUUAUCAAUCCAUGGCUAUAUCUACUGUUUACAAUGACUAUACGCCAUGUUAGUGAGAGCUUGCACAUGUAUUUUGUAGCAAUAGUGAACAAAUUAUCCAAAACUCAUGAUAACAGACUAACUUCAGUAUUUCUCCACAUCAUGAUUCAAGGCAAUCAAGAUACCUAACACCAAAGUUACUGUCACCAUAACUCAUUUUUGAUUAAAUGUCAUUGUCAAGCACAGAUUGUUUAGAAUAAUCACAUCAUUUAGAUUUAGAAACAUUCAUCCACUUUUUGCAUCCGUCAUAAUGAGAAAUAUAAACUAUAUGUUUUUAGCAUAAACAUAUGUAGAGUUUGCACUGGAAUAAACCAUUUUCAUUCAGAAUCUUUGACCCUGCAGUAACCUUAGUCAAGACAGACGUCAUAUUUAAUGUUUUGUAAAUGAAAACAAUCCUGUGACGGACAAAUGUAUGGGUUAUACAGUAUUUAAAUAAAUGACAAAAAAAAAAAAAAAA